GACUGCGCUCGUCGAAGGAAUCCUCGAGGUUCACCCCGUGUCCUCGUCAUCGGGAGACUCGCAGGUUCACGUCGUCGAUCGCUGACUCUCCGGGGUACCCUGCGACGAGAAGAGCGCGACGAGCGUGAUCGGCGUCGUCUGUCGCGCCGAGGACCGGUUCGAUCAACCUGAUCUCGAUAAAUUGUGCUAGCAUCCACCAGUGCGAAGAAUCUCCACAGUCGAACGACUGGACGAGCUUCGAGGGUCGAUGGUACGAAGACUUCCGGAAUCCGCGAUUUCCGAAAUCCGCACGUGGAAAGUAUCGUUUCACGUCGAGACUCCUCACAUGAACAAACGUGAUCUUCCUCUUCGGCCUCCAUCACCCUGGAUCAGCCAUCGUCGUAAACACCAGUUGCCGCCUAUUUGCCGCGCAUAGAACAGGAAACACGAAUUGCGCGCGAUGAAAGAGCGGUAAUUGCGAUCGAAGGAGAUCGAUGUUCCUUAAGGGGAAGUGACGUCCACGUCGUAUCACAACAAUUGGCGCGAGCAGUCGCGAACAAUGAGGUCAGGGCAUCGUUGCACUCCACGUUGCGCUGCACGCUAACGGGAUAAGCUUCGACGAGGCUGAGCGAGUGAACGACACCGGGAAAUUCGAUUUUGAGUCUGACCGUCCGCCGGAAAAUGGCGGGAAAUCGGCCGAUCAUCAUGUUGACGGAGGACUGGCUCAACGACACCUCGCUGCUUAACAUGACGACGGCGAUGCCCGGCAUAAUGAGCGGCGAUGCACCCAAAAGACACGUGACUUUCGUUUCUCAGCUCGUGCUGACCCUCGUCUACAUGACCGGCGUCAUUGGCAACGUGUCCGCUCUUGUCAUUCUCUUUCAUCGAGAUAAGAGGAGGAACCGCAAGCAUUUGCUGAUGCUGCGUUGUCUGGCAACCAAUGACCUUGUCGCCUUGCUGGGGAUGCUGGUGCAGAUGUACGUGACGAUUUACGUCGGUAACGUGACGUCCACGCGAAUAUUUUGCUCAUUGCGAGUGGUCUGGCGGCUUUUCGGCCUCUUCAGCGGCUGCGUCGCCAUCGUCAUGGCGGCGGAGAGGUGGCUGGCCUUGACCAGGCCCUUCGUUUAUCAGAAGCAGGUGACGUAUCCGGUAAUUGUGCGGUGCAUGUUGGCGCUUUGGUUGGCCGCGUUGGCGAUGACCAGCCUGCCGGUUUUGGGCUUCGGAUUGUACUACAAAGGCGAACGUUGCGUCCGCUACAGAGAGGCUACCGAGCCGAGCGACGUCGCUUACGCUUACGUGUGGUUCGUUUUCGGCACGCUUCUGUGCCUGUCCAUCGUCUGGUGCAAUCUAGCGGUCUCCAGAGCCCUGAGUAGACUAGGUCGUCGCACAGGAGCCCUCAGACGCAUCUGCAGAGCUUCGUCGAGAGCGAAACCACUGCUGAAGAUAGCCGGACCUCUAGGUCGGCCGGAAAUCGUCGCUACCGCCGAAGAGAGGGCAUUCGCGAGGCUUAUGGCCGUAUUGUCCAUAUCGUUCGUCAUAUGCUGGAUGCCGCAAAUGAUAUCUAUUCCACUGGCGCAAUUUGCGAUGGGCCUGUCUGAAAAAGCUGUCACUUUACGAAAAUGCAUUCGCAUCUUCCACAUCAUCGCCGAUAUUCUUCUGUGCAUUCACUUCACUCUGGAUCCGUACAUCUACGUGCUUCUACGAAUGCCGCGUCCGAGAUUCAGACUGCUGAAACCACUCUGCAGGAUCUGCUGGCCGGAACGGAGCCGCUCAGGCUCGUUUACAGGGACGACGGACCAGCAAUGCAGCAGCGGCGAUCCGCCCACACCGAUCACCGAGGCUCCGUCGACACCAGUCAGCGAGGAACACGAAUCGCAUCUGGUCACAGCGUCCGUCUGAGGGAGUCUUUUGCGAAUGAUCGUAAACCGAUAGAUCGCGUCGCAAUUGAGGUGUAAACGUUUCGAUCGUGUCAGAAACUCCGUUCAUUUGCGCCAGGCAAGUGAUACAGCGACGUUGACUUUCCGCCCGCGCGGUGUUUAUUACUUAAGUAUUACUUAAGGAGAUCACUUGGACAAAGAGAAUUCUAACAUGUAAAUAAAACAGACGAAUGUAUAGUCGAAUGUAUAUGUAUAAGUCUCUAGUCAGUAAUGAACGUGAGAAUGACGAGUCGUGUCAAAACGUGCAACUAAUCACGCGGGCAAUCAAGGAGCAGGCGAAACUGCGCGGAAAUGUAUUCCGAAUAUAAGUUACGAGAGAUAAAACGUAAAACGUGCGUGUAAAUCAUGACUUAAAACAUUUAUCUUUGCGUGUGGCUUGAAAUAUGAAAUAUAUAAAGAUAUUCUUGAAGAUUUUCGACUCGAAAUAUAAAAUAUAAAAUAGGAUCGAGCGUAUAUGUGGAGUACUAUCCAAUCUUAGAUGUA
Molecule: messenger RNA, 2399 nt
Organism: Harpegnathos saltator (Jerdon's jumping ant)
Lineage: Eukaryota; Metazoa; Arthropoda; Insecta; Hymenoptera; Formicidae
Product: prostaglandin E2 receptor EP2 subtype
Exons: 6
Coding region: 661-1878 (405 amino acids)
Biological process (GO): inflammatory response; positive regulation of cytosolic calcium ion concentration; adenylate cyclase-activating G protein-coupled receptor signaling pathway
Cellular component (GO): plasma membrane
Molecular function (GO): G protein-coupled receptor activity
Source: RefSeq, a predicted model, not a curated record